CUGACAUUAGUACACUCAUUAUUUUAUUUUUAACUUUUAUUGGCGAAGCUUUAUAAAUAUUGCAAUAAUUUAACAAUUUUAAGUGAUAAAUUAAGUUUUAUUUGUCGUUACCCUUUUUAUCAUCCAUUAAAUACCUACUCGUAAGAUAUAAUUUGAAAGAUAUAAAUCAAUCAUAACAAAUAAGUGAAGUGUCGUUAAAACAUUAAAUUAUAAACUCAAUUCGAGAAGUGUUUCUGAUGAUAUUAACAACUUAUCAAGUCCAAUGGUGAUGGCGACGGAUGUCUUGUACGCUGAGCAACAAGUUAGGCAUGAGGAACCAGAGGUUGACGGGGAGCUUGGGGAAGCAACAGCUCUGCACGAGCAACUCGUGAGACAUGUACUAGCAGUCAGCGGGGAGUUAGAGUCGCGGUCAGACGUAUGGGGCGAACACUCCUACGCCCGAGCCCACGGCCACGCGACCAACUCGCAAGUCCGCGCUCUGCUGCCCGAGCCCGACCCCGACCUCGAGCCCGACGACGUCAUCGACGUCCAAACGGAACAGCGCAGACCGCCAGCGCCUCCGCUCGACGAAUGCGACGACGAGCUCGACGACGAGGUCGGCGACGACGACGACGCGGACGACGACUGGGAGGAAAGACUGGUGGCCCUCGCGCCGAGCGCGGCGCACGUGCGACUCGCCAACGUGGCGCUGAGCGCGCUGCGCGACCUGCGCCUCGAGCGCCUGGCCGGGCCGCGCGGGCGCUGGGCGCGGCGCGAGGGCGCGCGGGCGGCGGCGCGGCGCCUGCGCGGGGCGCUCGCCGCGCACUGGGCCGGCGGCGCGGGCUGGCUGCACGCCGCGCUCGGCGCCUGUCUGCCGCGCUCGCUGGGCGCGCUGUACGCGGAGCUGGCGACGGAGCUGCGGCGCGCCCUGCCGCGCCUCGCCGACCGCCUGCCGAUGCCGCGCCCCGCGUCGCCCUACGUCGACCCGCUCUCGGCUGUUAACGAGCGGCGAUCGGCCAGUGAGCCGGGGCCUUGGCUCGCCUGGGCGCCGGGAGGGUGCGAAGCCGAGGACGAGCGGUGGGUGCGGCGUCUCGGGGCGGCGCUGCACACGCGCCGGCUCCGCACCGCGCCCGACGCGGGGCCCGCCCCGCCCGACCGCUGGUGCGCGGCGGUGGCUCACGACGCGCGCUCCGCCCUGGGCGACCUGCUGACAGAGGCCGGGCGCCGCGCGGUGAUCCUCGGCGGCGCGGGGGCGGGGGCGUCGCUGGCGGCGUGGCUGGCGGCGGGCGCGGGGGCGGCGGCGCGCGUGCGCGGGCUGCUGCUGCUGGCGCCGCCGCUGCUCACGGCCGAGGGGCCGCGCGACUGCCCCGACGACGUGCUGGAGGAGGUGGAGGUGCCGCUGCUGGCGGUGGUGGGCGGCGGCGCGGCGCAGUGCUGGCGCGGCGCGGCGGCCGAGGUGGCGAGCCGCUUCGGCGCGGCGGAGCGCGGCGCGCGGGCGGCGCGGCGCGUGCUGCUGCUGGCGGGCGCGGACGACGCGCUGCGCCUGCCGCGCUCGCACCGCCGACGCCUGCGUCUCCCGCAGCAAGCGCUGGACGCCGCCGUUGCCGAGGAGUGCGCGCGCUGGGCGGCGGAAGCGGCAGAGGGGCCAGCGGGGGCCCCGGGGGGCGCUGCGGCGCUGGCGGGUGGCGUGGCGGGGGCCCGGCGGCGCGGCGCGGAGGGCGAGGCGGCGCGCGCGACGCCCGGAGCUUCCCGGUCGGUAGACGUAAUAGAGGGUCGCGUCGUGUCGCGCGUGUCCGGGGGCUCGCCGCUGGCGCUCCUGCCGCCGCGCCGCGUGGAGUCGCGCGCCGAGCCGCGCGCCGAGCCGCUCGCCGUCGCCGACAUCAUGCAGCUGCCCAUCGUGUUCGCCGACGACGACCCCGCCGCCGCGCGCACGCUCGCGGACGCCGCUCUCGCGCCCGACGCCAGCCCGCUCACCGUGACCAGCGGCGCGCCGGGCGAGACGCGCGACGAGCGAUCGCGGCGCCGGCGUGGCGCGGGAGGCGGCGCGCUGCGCUACACGCGCGUCAUCGUGGCCAAGCGCGGUGCCGCCCGCCCCGCCGCCCGCGCCGCGCGCCCCCCCGCGCGCCCCGUGCUGCUGCGGCGCCGCGCUCCCCCCGCGCCUGCCGCGCCGCCCGCCGACUGUACUGAAAUUGAUUAUUAA
Molecule: messenger RNA, 2179 nt
Organism: Vanessa atalanta (red admiral)
Lineage: Eukaryota; Metazoa; Arthropoda; Insecta; Lepidoptera; Nymphalidae
Gene: Rcd1
Product: KAT8 regulatory NSL complex subunit 3
Exons: 10
Coding region: 263-2179 (638 amino acids)
Source: RefSeq, a predicted model, not a curated record